Messenger RNA from Venustampulla echinocandica, 552 nucleotides. RefSeq lists its product as uncharacterized. The transcript has a single exon. Bases 1 to 552 code for a protein of 183 amino acids. Gene Ontology annotation, biological process: nucleobase-containing compound metabolic process. The record is from RefSeq and is a predicted model, not a curated record. Gene Ontology annotation, molecular function: nucleic acid binding; 3'-5' exonuclease activity. Lineage: Eukaryota; Fungi; Ascomycota; Leotiomycetes; Helotiales; Pleuroascaceae.
AUGGGUGCACAGGCGUUCAAUACUUUAGGCGUCAAACAGAAGACGCUAAAGGAUACCCUUCAGGACGAGAAGAUCCCAAAGGUCUUCUUCGACGUUCGCAACGAUUCAGAUGCCUUAUUUGCACAUUUCGGCGUGGCAUUGCGGAGAGUGGAGGAUGUCCAGCUUAUGGAGAGUGCCACGAGGAAAACUACGGCAUCGAGGAAGUUCUUGAGCGGCUUGGCCAAAUGUGUUGAGAAGAAUGCGCCAAACAUGUUGCUCAGUGGUAGCAACCUAGCGAGUUGGAAGCAGGUGAAAGAGAAAGGAGAGAGAUUGUUCAAAGCUGAACAUGGCGGCUCGUAUGAGGUUUUCAACCAGCGCCCGAUCCCCGAGGAUAUUAUUUCUUACUGUGUUUGUGAUGUUCAGUACCUCCCUGAGUUGUGGGAUAGGUUUUGGAAAAUGCAGACCUAUCGGUGGCGGGACCUAGUCAACGAAGUCCAUAAAGCGCGUCUGGCCAUUGACCUUGUUGCUAUUAGAUCAUGCUAUAAACGAGCACAGGCCCCAAGUAUUAUAUGA